GCAGACCACCAUUGCCUUCCUUUUGCUAAUUGGAAGUUUGUUUGGGAAGUAAAGAAAUUAAUUUUGAAGGAGAGCAACCAUGUCUACUCACCCAAAAGUUCCUGGCGAGCCAGUCAACACCGGCACGGCCCUCCUUGAGACAGCCACCGCUGCAAUUCAAGGCUUUGGUCCCGUCAACAAAAUCCACCAGCACCUCUGCGCCUUUCAUUUUUACGCGCAUGACAUGACAAGGCAAGUGGAGGCACACCACUUCUGCGGGCACCAGAACGAGGAGAUGAGGCAGUGCCUAAUCUACGACAGCCCCGACCCCGACGCGAGGCUGAUCGGGCUCGAGUACAUAGUGUCGGAGAACUUGUUCUUAACAUUGCCAGAUGAGGAGAAGCGAAUGUGGCACUCACACGAGUACGAAGUGAAGAGCGGAGUUCUGUUCUUGCCCGGAGUACCGGGCCCCAUUCAGCGCCAAGAUCUUGAAAAAGUCUGCAAGACUUACGGGAAGGUUUUCCACUUUUGGCAGGUUGAUAAGGGCGACAAUCUCCCUCUCGGCCCUCCACAGCUCAUGAUGGCAUUGACUAGAGAUGGCCAGCUCUACGACCACCUCGCCCGCGAUGUGGAGAAGCGUUACAAGGUAUCAUUUGAGAAGGAAAGGGAGAGCAGGGCUUCUAUGGAAGGGCCUGAGCUCGGGAUACACCCAAUGGCUAACGGUGGAGGUACUGGUUUGAAGACGGUGCUGCGGGAGACGGAUUGCAAGCCUCCAAUUCGGUCCAGUCACAGGGUCUUUGUUUGAUCACACAUGGUUUCCCUAUUUUGUGUAAAGGAGAGUUCAAACAAACAAUAUAUUAUUGUAUAUCAAUGGAACUGUUUGGUUUUCAACUUUGUUUAUUUUAAAAUAUCAUCGAGGAAUAUGUUUGUCGCUCUUGUACGUAUAUGCCUAAUCAACUCAGUCAAUUAUCGAUCGAGCCACCUCUUAUUUGUAUUAAGUUCUUGUUUGUAUUAAGUUCGGCUUUACUAGUACACAUAAGUAUUAUG
Messenger RNA from Tripterygium wilfordii, 1026 nucleotides. RefSeq names its product oil body-associated protein 1A-like. The record is from RefSeq and is a predicted model, not a curated record. The transcript has 3 exons. The coding region runs from base 80 to 784 and encodes 234 amino acids. Lineage: Eukaryota; Viridiplantae; Streptophyta; Magnoliopsida; Celastrales; Celastraceae.